GCGCCGUAUUCCUCUUAUUGGGCCCCACCGGUCGCAGCCCACUCACUUGAGCACCGUUGCUGUGCCUGCGGGGGGACUCUAUCUGCUUUUUUUCCCUUACCUUACACCCCUCCGUCCUAUUCUUUCUCUACACUCACUGUCUCUGUCGGACAUGCAUUAUUUCUCGCAGCUGUUCCAUUACGAUCACCCAUGGUCGCACGUCGUGAUUGGGAUGUGGCACAAAUACCCCAACCCGCACUGCUCUCAUGUCGUUACGAUUGAUGUUCUCGACCGCGACGUCGACCCGAGCACGGGGGUCAUUCGCACCGAGCGUAUACUCGGGUGCAAGCAGAAAGCGCCGAUUUGGAUCGUCAAACUAUUUGGAGGAUCGGAGGACGCGUUCGUUCGCGAAAUCUCGUUCGUGGAUCCCCGCACGCAAAACACAACCAUAACGUCCGUCAACCUUUCUCUGUCCCAGUUUGCCACGUGCCUCGAAAACAUCCGCUACUCGCCAACGGAGGAUGGGCGCACCGCAUUCACGCAGACUGCCGAGAUCCAGGCUCGAAUGGCUCUCUGGCGUGGAGCGGCAGACAAGCUGGAGGGCUGGCUGGUGCAGCGCUUCGAGCAGAACGCGCACCUGGGCAAGGUCGGAUUCACAGACGUUUUGCGGAGUAUGUGGGAGGCAAAGGAAGGGCAUCUAGCUCACUUAUGAAGAACAUUUGGCUCAACUUGACGUUGUUCUUUUUCCCUGGGCUAUCUGACUCCACCCGGUAGAGUGAGGCGGAUAUAGAAAAUAAAAGAGUCUACAGUGGGCUCUCCUCGGUCCUAUACCAUACAACAUUGUACUAUCC
Laetiporus sulphureus 93-53 is the source of this 830-nucleotide messenger RNA. Its product is annotated as MSF1-domain-containing protein. Gene Ontology annotation, biological process: phospholipid transport. The transcript is spliced from 3 exons. Gene Ontology annotation, molecular function: phosphatidic acid transfer activity. Bases 152 to 691 code for a protein of 179 amino acids. The record is from RefSeq and is a predicted model, not a curated record. Gene Ontology annotation, cellular component: mitochondrial intermembrane space. Lineage: Eukaryota; Fungi; Basidiomycota; Agaricomycetes; Polyporales; Laetiporaceae.